GCGUGCUUACUUCUGUACAAUGCGUCUGUUUCUCCUGCCUCUGUCCCUCUGCCUGCUGCUACUGUGUUGUGACAGUGACGGCGUGCAGUUCCUUGUCGACAAUAAGCUCAUAAUAGUGUUGGACCAAAAGGGCACAUGGGAUCAAAUGAGCAUCGCCUGUCGCAGGGAGGGCGCCCGCAUGGUGAAGAUAGAUAGCGCAGAUUUCAUGUACAACCUUGUUAACAGCUUGAGACAGAAUGACUUGGUCAACCAAAACUACUGGAUCGGCGCCACGGAGGUUGGCCACGAGGGUAUCUUCCGCUGGCAGGACGGCACGAAGGUCAAGAUGGGAACACCGUUCUGGGGCAUCCACCAAGGGGUCCAGGAACCCAACGGCGGGAACCUGGAGACGUGUGUGUUUAUGGUUCAGAGCAAGUUCCUGUACUGGGCUGACGCACUUUGCUCUGACAUUUUCUCGGUGAUUUGCGAGGUGCAAGGAAAUGGAAUCUUAAUUCUGUGCAAACUAUUAUACAAAUAAAGUAACUGUGUCCAUCGCCCUUAAAAAUGUCCCCAGCUGUUUCCGGGUCUCGUCAGGGUAAAUCAAUGACUUUGUUUCACUCUUCCCGCCAGGUAUCAGUUAGUAAGACGAAUUAAAUACCUUU
Penaeus monodon (black tiger shrimp) is the source of this 641-nucleotide messenger RNA. Its product is annotated as C-type lectin-like. The transcript has 3 exons. NCBI's taxonomy places the organism in Eukaryota, Metazoa, Arthropoda, Malacostraca, Decapoda, Penaeidae. Bases 20 to 517 code for a protein of 165 amino acids. The record is from RefSeq and is a predicted model, not a curated record.